Molecule: messenger RNA, 3988 nt
Organism: Dioscorea cayenensis subsp. rotundata (Guinea yam)
Lineage: Eukaryota; Viridiplantae; Streptophyta; Magnoliopsida; Dioscoreales; Dioscoreaceae
Exons: 9
Coding region: 109-3903 (1264 amino acids)
Biological process (GO): transmembrane transport
Cellular component (GO): membrane
Molecular function (GO): protein binding
Source: RefSeq, a predicted model, not a curated record
AUUACAUGAUUUGGGCCACUUCUCAAGCCCCGCGAAAGCAAACGAAAUCACAAGCAAAGGUCCAGCACGGCCUUCGGAUUCGUGGCUUUGGACGACGAGCUCUCAGCAAUGGCGGCGAGCGAGAGGAAGCGGCGGGAACCCAGGUAUCAAUCCAUCUUCGAUCUCCCAGCCGGGUUCUUCGACUGCUCUCGACUCCUCCGCCCUCUCGAGAUCCCAUCCAGCAUCUCUCUCGCUCCUCGCCCGCCGUCGCCGCCCCUUAGAGCUGAAGCCCCGGCAGAGGGGUGCGUUGAUGAAGCGUUUGGGGUGGAGGGAAGAGGGAAGGAGACGGCGACUAUAUGGACUUGCAACACUUGCAAACAAGGGUUUGAGUCUCUCCAGGACCAGCGCUUCCACUUCAAGUCCGAUCUCCAUCGCCUCAAUGUUAAAUUAAGCAUUUCUGGUAAGAAUAUCAUCAAGGAAGAGGACUUUGAUGAGUUGGGGGGUGAUGCAUCCUUCGAAGACUUUGAUAUAUCGAGCAUAUCUGAUUCUGAAGAUGAGUCAGAGAAAGGAUUAUGCAGUAAGAGCAAUGAAGAAAUUAAACAAAGAUUGUUUCUCCAUCUUCAGUCAGGAGACACAAUUUCUGUUUGGCGUUGCUUGCUUAUGGAUGAAUCUGCUCAUCUUUCCCUUGACAAUAGUAAAUCAAGUCAGUUUGGAGAUGCUGGAUGUUUGCCGUGCAUGGAUGAGGUUGACUUGAUCAGUAGAUUGAAAGCGUUAGUUUGUGAACCUCGAAAUAAAACACAUUUAAGGGUUGUCUUGCUUGCAAGUGGUGGACAUUUUGCUGGGUGUGUUUUUGAUGGCAACUCUAUCAUAGCCCAUAAAACUUUCCAUAGGUAUGUUGUUAGGGCAAAAGCUGGGAAGAAGCAAUCUUCCAAAGAUGCAACUGGGAAAGCUGCACAUUCAGCAGGUUCAGCUCUUAGGCGUUAUAAUGAAGCAGCACUAAAAAAGGACAUACAAGAAUUGUUAGUCUCUUGGAAACAGUACAUUCAAUCUGCCUCGUGCAUUUUCAUUUAUGCCCCUUCUAAAAAUCGUCAGCUUCUUUUUGAUGAUGAGAAGCCGCAACUGAAUUUUCAUGAACAUGUGGUGCGACAUGUUCCUCUGACAGUCCAUAGGCCUACUCUUAAGGAAGCAAAACGCCUAUACAACCACUUAACACAAAUCACGUAUGAGGUAAAUUGGGAGACAAGUGUGGAGGAGUCUCAGAUGAACAUAGCUGAUGGUCAAAACGACAAUCUGGAAUCAGAUGAAGGACAUCUGGAUAAACAACUGAAAGUAAAGGAAACCUCGCCUGAGUUAUCUUCAGAUGCUGAAUCCUCAGAUUUGAAUUUACCAAGUGAUGCCAAGAACAUAAGUUUUUUACCACCUGAAAAUGAAUUAACACCUCUCCAUGAAGCGGCAAGAUCAGGCAAUGCUCAACAAACUUUAGAGCUUCUUGAACAGGGCUUGAAUCCUUGCAUAAAAGAUCCAAGAGGUCGAACUCCAUAUAUGUUGGCUACAGAAAAAGAAGUCAGAAAUACGUUCCGAAGGUUUAUGGCUCUAAAUCUUGACAAGUGGGAUUGGCAUGCUGCCAAUGUUCCCAGUCCAUUGACGAAGGAAAUGGAGGAGACCCAAGCUGCCAAACAGGCAGAGAAAGACGCCAAGAGGAAAGCUAAAGCCAAAGAGUUGAAGAAAUUGCGGAAAGCAAAAGAAAAGGCUAAGGCUCAGGCAGAAGCAGAGAACACCUCAAAAGUUUCUUCACAAAGCCAAGAGACUCCUGCUCCUACCCUCCCAAAACCUCAAACAAAAUCUAAUAUCAAACCAUCCAUUUCCAAGGAGGAGGUGCAACAAAGAGCUCUCACAGAAGCCAGAGAAAAGCGAGCAGCUGCGGCCGAGAGGAGGAUAGCGGCACUCAAUGCUCAACCAGUCAGUACAGCUCCAGCACCAAUCAGUUCUCCGGCCGCGAGUUCAGCAACCGACAUCAAAUGCUCAUGCUGCAAUGUUUCUCUUGCAGGCAAGGUUCCAUUUCAUCGGUAUCACUACAAAUAUUGCAGCACUUCCUGCAUGCAUGUCCAUAGGGAAAUGUUGGAGGAUGGAGCGCAUCAUGUUGGUGUUGUUGUUGACAAGGAGGAGGAGAAGGAGGUGGAGGCUGUAAUGGAACCAACCCAAAACUUUGUGGAUGUCUACCCUGUCCAAGCUGAUGCCGGAGAACGUUGCAACAAGCUCGGCAAACAACCGGUGAAGUUCCGGAAAGCCGGAGCUAAGCGAUUUGAUAGGCAAGUCUCCUUGGAGACUGGUGUUGCUGCAAUGGCAAUGGAGGGAAAGAACACAAGAAACGGUGUUGCUAAUAAGGAUGACAAGAGAGUUUUGACAAGGAAUGGGAAAAGUCUUGGAGGGGAGGUUGGAGGAGAAGUCAUGCUUAAUAGAAAAGGAGAUUUCAGCAUAUUUAGGACAAAAUCCACAUUAACAAAACAGAACUCAUUGUUGCCUUUGAGGAAAGACAGUGAGGUAAAUUUACAGAGCAUGGAUGUUGGUGGCUCUACUGCCGGUGGACAGGAGGAGGUUGAGAACCAGAGUGUUCCUGCCGGCAGGUAUUUUGCCGCCCUCCGAGGCCCAGAGCUUGACCAAGUUCGGGAUCAUGAAGACAUCCUGCUGCCCAAAGAUGAACUAUGGCCAUUCCUACUGCGCUUCCCCAUCGGUUGCUUUGGCAUGUGUCUCGGUCUCGGCAGCCAAACCAUUCUCUGGCGUUCCCUCUCCUCCAGCCCUUCUCUUCACUUCCUCUCCAUCCCUCCUCUCAUCAAUCUCAUUCUCUGGCUCUUCGCCGUCUCCCUUCUCCUCACCAUCUCCAUCACCUACUCCCUCAAAUCCCUCUUCUUCUUUGAGGCCAUUCGCCGGGAAUACUUCCACCCAGUCCGCAUCAACUUCUUCUUUGCUCCUUGGAUUGCCUGCAUGUUCUUAACUCUAGGAGCUCCUCCUUCUUUAUUCCCUCAUUCUCCUCACCCUGCUCUCUGGUGCUCUUUCAUGGCCCCAGUUUUCCUCUUAGAACUCAAAAUCUACGGCCAAUGGCUUUCCGGUGGCAAACGCCGUCUCUGCAAAGUGGCCAAUCCUUCCUCUCAUCUCUCCGUCAUCGGCAACUUUGUCGGUGCCAUUCUCGCAGCCAAAGUUGGUUGGAUCGAACCCGCUAAGUUCUUGUUCGCCAUUGGCCUUGCUCACUACCUCGUCGUCUUUGUCACUUUAUACCAGAGACUUCCCACCAAUGAAGCUCUCCCUAAAGAACUCCACCCAGUUUACUCCAUGUUCAUUGCCACUCCAGCAGCUGCAAGUCUAGCCUGGUCCUCUAUCUACAACCAAUUUGAUGCCAUUGCUCGGACUUUCUUCUUCAUCGCUUUGUUCCUUUACAUGUCUCUUGUUGUCCGAAUCAACUUCUUCCGUGGUUUUAAGUUCUCCAUUGCAUGGUGGUCUUAUACAUUCCCAAUGACCACUGCUUCUCUUGCCACCAUUAAGUAUGCUGAAGAGGUUCCUUGUUUCAUGAGCAAAGCUCUUGCUUUGAGUCUUUCCUUCAUGUCAUCCACUAUGGUUUCUCUUCUUUUCAUUUCUACUCUUCUUCAUGCUUUCUUUUGGAGGUCUUUGUUUCCUAAUGAUUUGGCCAUUGCUAUCACUAAGAAGAAGAGUAAUAAUGGUGCAAGAGCUCUUGGUAAACAGAAGAGCAUUGUUGGUAAGAAGCCUCAAGAGAUGAAGCCUUGGUCGUCUAAGCAAUCAUCUUCUUCUCCAUUGGCUGCUCUUGUUUCUUCUUCUUCUACUGCUACUGCUACUGCUACUGCUACUACUAUUACUGUUGCUAAGAAUGAUGAUCAACAACGUGGUGAGAUUGAGAAUAAAUUAAGUCAUUAAUAAUGGAUUAAUUGAUUAGAUGUUUAGUGCCAUGCACGUUAUUAAUUCAUAUGGGUUCUUACUUAUUAAUGGGUGACAGAAUAUA